AUGAUGUACUACGGAUGGCAUUUGUUCGAAAGAUCAGGCGAGUUCAGCACAAUCUUGCACGCAGCACGACUCUUUCAGCAAUACUUGGUUGACCAGUUCUGCAAAGUGGAGGCAGAAAGGCUUUCUUAUCUCCGCCACAACCAGACACAACUUCGAGCCGCCGACUACACCUCACUGCGCGACAGCCUAGGAGACUCCCGUCGUGCUGAAGAUGAAGCCGAUGCCGUGCGUGCGGGACGACUGUUCAUUCUCCCUUCCACGUACAUUGGAGGUGACCGCUAUAUGAGGCAGCAGAUGCACGACAUCAUUGCUAUAUCGAACCAAAUUGGCCACCCGGACAUCUUCCUCACCAUGACAUGCAAUCCAAGCUGGCCGGAGAUCACAAGAGCCCUACUGCCGAACCAAACGCCUCAGGACAGACCGGAUCUGUGCGCACGUGUGUUUCGUCUCAAAAUGAAAGAUCUCAUGUCCUUGGUCAUCAACGAAGAAGUAUUCGGAACCGUUAAACGCGGUCUUCCCCACGCUCACGUUGUAUUUUUCCUAGAUGAAGUCUCCAAGAAUGAUCUGCGUACUCCCGAAAACGUCGACCGCAUUAUCUCUGCCGAGAUCCCGUCUGCCCAAGAUCCAGAACUCCAAGAGGUCGUGCUCAAGCAUAUGAUUCACAAUCCAUGUGGAGAACACAAUCCAACAGCCGUGUGCAUGGGCGAGCGGUACUGCAGGAAAGGGUUUCCAAAAUCGUUCAAACACGAAACCAGCCAGUCCGACAGUGGCGUCUCCAUCGAGCGACCCUCCCGUAUUGGCCGACGACAGCAACCCGUCGUGGUAGACAACUCCUGGGUCAUUCCCCACAGUCCUGUGCUUCUACGUUCAUUCGCUUGCCAUUUGAAUGUUGAACUCUGCGUGUCACGCGUUGGCGGAAUCAAGUACCUCUUCAAGUAUGUGUGCAAGGGACAAGACCGAGCCGCAUGGAGGUUAUUCUCCUUUGACAUUGUAGAUCGCAAUCCUCCAGUAGUCAGGCUUGCAGUGCAUCUGCCCAACCACCACACGGUUUACUUUGAGGAAGGGCGAGAGCAGGAGGCGGCGCUUCGACCAGCAACAGGCACGAAGCUGACCGAGUGGUUUAAAGCCAACGAGAAGUACCCAAGCGCGCGGCAUAUUCGGUACCACAAGUUUCCAAGGUACUUUACAUGGAAGACACGCACCAAGUCAUGGACCUACGAUUUCAGUGGUACAGGUGCCAACGUAGUCGGUCGAAUCUACACUGUCAGUCCGAGGGAGGGUGAGCGCUACUUUCUUCGCCUCCUCCUCACACAAGUGCCAGGGGCAACAUCCUUCGAGAACUUGCGAAAUAUCGACGGCGAGCAGUGCACCAGCUUCCGACAAGCUUGCUUACGACUCGGUUUGCUGGCCGACGAUGCCGAGUGGAAGCACGCAAUCCGAGAUUCAUUCCGGUCAAGCUUCGUUCCUCUUUCUCAUCUGUUUGCUACGAUUCUGGCACACUGCCAGCCUUCGGACCCUCUCUCGCUGUGGAACGACCACCUGGACAUGUUUCUCACCGAUAUUCGCAAUCGUGCACGCAGACAACCCAUUCGAAGACAGCAGCUUCGCGAUGAUCACCACGCCACAUCUUACGUACUUCGAGAGGUACAGGAGGCUCUGCAGACCGUGCGAUCCGACUGGACGCUCGCAAACUUCGGACUCCCACUGCCCGAUGACAGCCUGCCCGCUUUGGAACAGCAAAACGAGAUCGAGACCCCCGAAGCUAGAGCGCAGCAUGGUCGUCUCUUCUUCCUCGAUGCUCCUGGCGGAACAGGCAAAACAUUCGUGCUCAGCGCCAUUCAAGACUUCCUUCGUACGCGCCGUAAGCAGGUCAUCGCUGUCGCUACGUCUGCUGUUGCUGCUGUGCUGCUCGACGGUGGACGCACAUCUCAUUCCGUGUUCAAGAUUCCCAUUCCUGUAUCUGCCGAAAGCACGUGCAGCUUCUCCGCAAACUCCGACACAGGCCGUACACUGCAACAAGUCGAUCUCAUCAUAUGGGACGAGAUCGUCAUGUGCCAUCGACAUUGCAUUGAGACUGUCGAUCGCUCCCUUCGAGACUUGAUGCAAACCGACCGGCCCUUCGGAGGAAAGUUCCUCGUGCUCGCUGGAGACUUUAGACGAAUCCUUCCCGUCGUUACGGGCGGGUCCCGAGGUCAAAUCGUGAGCGCGUGCGUCAAGGCUUCCCCGCUGUAUCGAGAGUGCCGAUUCCUGCGCCUUACCGAGAACAUGCGCCUUGCUGCUCUCCGAGCGGACCCUGCAGCAGAUGUGGAGGCUCUCAACUUUCCAGAAUUCCUCCUCAGCGUCGGGGAAGGCAGACUUCAAGGCGAACAGCGCCCGGAAUGGAUCUCACUACCACAGUCCGUUGCGUUCGAGCACACCAUCCGCAAUUUAUGCCUCAAGGUCUUCCAAGGGAUUCGAGACAAUCACGCCGACCCUGCCUGGCUCACCAAGCGCAACGAAGACACCAACGCGCUAAUCUAUCCCACAGAAAUGCUCAACACCUUGACCGCCGGAUCUGCUCUACCAGACCACAAGCUCAAGCUCAAGAAAGGCUUCAUCGUCAUGCUUCUGCGCAAUCUCGAUCCCGCUACCGGUCACGUCAACGGCGCGCGAUAUGUCAUCGAGAACAUGACCAACAACCUGCUCUUUCUACACGUUACCACCGGGUCACACCAAGGCAACAGAUUGUGUCUUCCUCGAAUGCCCUGCGGACCAGGAGACGACAACUUUCCCAUCCCUGGUUUCACCCGAACGCAGUUCCCCAUUCGCACGUGCUUCGCCCUUACAACGAACAAAGCGCAAGGCCAAUCCUUCGGUGACCGCAUUGGUCUCGACUUACGAGAUCACUGCUUCUCGCACGGCCAACUCUAUGUCGCACUAUCAAGGACUACUCACCCAGGCAACGUCACUGUCCUCACUCGAGAGUCCAAUGAAACCACGCGAAACGUAGUGUACCCCGAGGUCCUUCAGUAG
Chondrus crispus (carragheen) is the source of this 3012-nucleotide messenger RNA. RefSeq names its product ATP dpendant DNA helicase. The record is from RefSeq and is a predicted model, not a curated record. NCBI's taxonomy places the organism in Eukaryota, Rhodophyta, Florideophyceae, Gigartinales, Gigartinaceae. Bases 1 to 3012 code for a protein of 1003 amino acids. The transcript is spliced from 7 exons. Gene Ontology annotation, molecular function: DNA helicase activity. Gene Ontology annotation, biological process: telomere maintenance; DNA repair.